AUGGAUACAGAAACGAGUGGUUUUUUGUGGUCGUUGGCAGAUAUUGAGAAUGAUUGCCCACUUUGUUUGCGACAUUUGGGUCUAAUGAAUAAUAUAUCUAAAAUGGUGCUACCAUGUUGCCAACAGGUCGUAUGUGAGAGCUGUUUCAACGAUGAAAUGCUCAAGAAUAAUAAUAGUUGUCCUUUUUGUUUGUGUAAAGGUAUCAAAGGCCAAAAGUUGGGUAGCUCAAGCAAUGUUACACCUAGUAAUACAAGUACGAAUACAAAUAGUAAUCCUAGUACAAUACCAUCUAAUGGUCUGAGUGUUGGAACAGGAAGCUUACCUCUGGAUUUAAGCUGUUGGCUUCCUCAAAAUUUGACUGCUAUAUGUAACCCUGGUCAUCAGUCGAAUUGUUCCAGUACAUCUGCAACAUCACCAUAUUAUAAAAGUAACAGUGCGAAUAGUAUAGAUAACUUUCCUCAAGAUAGUUUGGUAUAUAUUAGAGGUAACUCUUCUACAGCUAAUAUGAAUGUAGGUACUCCAAAUACUGUGAGCUCAACUGCUGCAACUACAACAUCAGCAACAGCUCCAUUUGGAUCUUUAAGUGAUGGGUUUUGGAAUCAUUCACCAAAUUCUACUAGCAACACGACAGCAAGUAAUAUUAAUGGUAGUUCACCUUUUAUGACAGAUCCAUGGAUGUCGUCGGGGACUUAUUCUCCAUCAAGUGGCUUUCUUCAUGAUUUCAACUGUUAUGAUAACAAUGCAAAUAAUCCUAACAGCAGUAAUAUAAUAGGUGAGGUUAGUACUACAACUGGUGCUAUGAAUGGCAACUUGAAUGUACCAUCUGGGAGUAAUAACAGUGAUAUAUAUCACAAUAACUCAAUGUAUACCUGGACUGUUCAUAACCCAAUGAAUAAUUUACACACAUUUACCCAAGUUAACCAUGGAACUCCCAAUGCUUGUACUAUAGCUGAUGUUGACUUUCAGAGGUUCUGUUUUGGACUGGGGAUAGAUAUAAGUGAUACGAGUGAUAUAAAUAAUGGGAAGAAAUCUGUAAUAUCUGUCAAUAAUGUGACGAGUAAACAGAAGGAGUCGGAGGGUUUCAAUUUGACAGGUGACUGUAGUCAUAAUAUUGGUUUGAGCCCUCAACUUAAUCCUAACAUAACAAGUUUUUCAGAUACAAAAGGUGGUAGUAGUGGAUUAGUUAGCUCUAGUGGAGGUACUCUUGGAAGCAACUCCAAUACAAGUGGGCUUAGUAAUAUAAGUAAUAGUGGAGGUUCUGUAAAUAGUGCACAACAAGCUGCAUAUAGUAGCUCUGCAUUUCCUCCAUUAACUAGUGCCACUAUUCGUCAGAACUCUUCAAAGGAUGCAAUGGGAUCCUCAGGGAAAUCCAAUUCUCAAGUAAAUAUAGCGAAUUUUACAAGUGAUACUUACUCCCAAAAUUUUGGCACUUCUGUUACAAGUCCCCACCUUUCUAGUACUUGCAUACCAGGUUCUAAUCAGAAUGUAAAUAAUAAUAAUCCAGUUAGCACCACUAAACUCAUAUCGAUGCUAUCUCGCUCAGAAGUUUCUUCUAGUAAUGGUAGUUCUAUGACCUCUGUUAAAGGUGCAACUAACUCAAAUAGUCACCAAAAUAGUGGGGGUGGGAAUUUAUCUACUGUUAGUAAUGUUUCCUAUAUAGAUGCAGUAUUACAUAAGACUGAUUGUGGGAAGAGUGAAGGUGGCAAUAAUAAUAUACCAAGUGAUGUAACAGUAACUAGUACAAAUAUGGAUGGUGAGAUGCCUUCUAUUGCUAUAGGAGCUAAUGGAGAACCAUAUAAUUAUAAGAGAGCUUUAUGCAGACAUUGGAUGCGUGGUUAUUGUUGGCUAGAAGCUGAUUGUAAAUUUGCUCAUGGUGAAGUUGAACUGAGAACAAGAGAUGGUAAAUUGAGACAUCCAACGUUGACAGGUGAUAGACAGCAAACUCAACAAGGGCAUAGCCAAACUCAAAGUCAAUCUCAGCAGUCAUCCAGUAACAACAUAAUUGUGUCACCUACAGUUUUAGCAUCGUCAUCAUCCAAUGGUAAGAGUUCAAAACAAAAUCCUAACAAGUCUAAUGUAGCGAGUUAUGCAGCAACAGCUGCUAGUAGUUUGUCCAGUACGGGCGUAGGAAGCAAUUCUAAUGUCAGUUACAGUGUGAUUGUAGCUUCAGGUACCUCGACUACUGACUCUAAGCGAGGAUAG
Molecule: messenger RNA, 2202 nt
Organism: Cryptosporidium muris RN66
Lineage: Eukaryota; Apicomplexa; Conoidasida; Eucoccidiorida; Cryptosporidiidae
Product: zinc finger, CCCH type domain-containing protein
Exons: 1
Coding region: 1-2202 (733 amino acids)
Molecular function (GO): metal ion binding
Source: RefSeq, a predicted model, not a curated record